Molecule: messenger RNA, 993 nt
Organism: Kalmanozyma brasiliensis GHG001
Lineage: Eukaryota; Fungi; Basidiomycota; Ustilaginomycetes; Ustilaginales
Product: Glutathione S-transferase, N-terminal
Exons: 1
Coding region: 1-993 (330 amino acids)
Cellular component (GO): cytoplasm
Molecular function (GO): glutathione transferase activity
Source: RefSeq, a predicted model, not a curated record
AUGUCGGACAACUCCAAGAAGGACGGUUCUUCGGACUGGUCGAACAAGGACGGUCAUUUCCGUCGUCAAGAAUCCUCUUUCCGUACAUCUAUCGAGCCGAAUGGCAAGCACGCGCCCGAGAUCGGGCGGUACCAUCUUGUCGUAGCGCUGGCGUGUCCCUGGGCGCACCGCGCGCUGAUCGUUCGUCAGCUCAAAGGCAUGGACAAGGUGCCGGACUUGCUGCCUGUUCACGUCGUCGACUCGCUGCUCGGUCCGGAGGGGUGGAGCUUCGUCCCCUACGAGGGCGAGCUCAAAGGUCUCGGUGUGCCAGGAACAGGCAUCAAGAUCCCCGGCCAUGAGGACAAGAAGAGGAUCCGAGAGCUCUACAUGGCGGCCGAUCCAAAGUACGAACAGCGCUGCACAGUGCCCAUCAUCUGGGACAACAAACUGGGGACUAUUGUCAACAACGAAUCGAGCGAGGUGAUUCGCAACCUCAACUACGCCUUUGACGAAUUCCUGCCAGAGGAACACAAGGGCGUGACGUACUACCCCGAGGAGCUGCGCAACGAGAUCGACGCCAUGAACGAGUGGGUCUAUCCGACCAUCAACAACGGUGUCUACAAGUGCGGGUUUGCCACUCUUCAAGAUGCGUACGAAUCCAACGUCGGUCCUCUAUUCGAAUCGCUCGAUCGAGUCGAGAAACAGCUCUCGGACGGCCGCAAAUUCUUGUUCGGCGGCAAACUCACCGAAGCUGACAUCCGACUCUUUACCACCAUCGUCCGCUUCGACUGCGUCUACUUUACGCACUUCAAGUGCAACUACCGCACCAUCCGAGAUGGAUAUCCGCACAUCAACCGGUGGUUGUUGGGACUGUACUGGAACGAUCCGGCGUUCAAGGAUACGACCGACUUCGACAGUAUCAAGGCGCACUACUUCCAGAGCCACCCCAACAUCAAUCCGCACCGCAUCGUGCCUCAGGGUCCCGUACCGCACAUUCUUCCGCUCAACAAGUAA